This is a messenger RNA of Lactuca saligna, 648 nucleotides long. NCBI's taxonomy places the organism in Eukaryota, Viridiplantae, Streptophyta, Magnoliopsida, Asterales, Asteraceae. The record is from the annotation of a GenBank genome assembly.
AUGUCAUCUAGUAGAUUAAUAGAACCUGUUUUUGUGGACAGGUUUUGGGGAGUUAACCCUUCUAGGGUACAAAAAUAUGAGGCUAGGAUUGGAAAUGAUGGAUAUGUUGUGGAACUUACCAACAACACAUGUGGAUGUAGAUCUUGGAAAGUAUCAGGUAUCCCAUGUGUGCAUGCAAUGACAACCAUUUCAUACCUCAACAAGAAUGCAGAAGAUUAUGUUGCACCAUGGUUCCAUACAGCCAUGUUCUUGACUUGUUACAACCAUACCAUUAGUCCACUUAAUGGUAGUUCCAUGUGGCCUGAAGCUCCCUACAUGAAGCCGUUGCCUCCUCAAAAAAGAAGGUUACCAAGAAGGCCAACCCUUAAAAGGAAAAAGGAUCAAUCAGAGAGGGACAACAAGGGGAAAACAAAGCAUACUAUCUCAAAAGUAGGUGCAGUUAAUAGAUGUGCUAUUUGUAAAGAAAGGGGCCACAAUAGAUCAAUAUGUCCUACAAGACCAGAAGAUGUAGCAUCCACUUCAAGGCCAAAAAAUAAGAAUGGUAAAGUGGAACCAGUUCAAGUAUAUCCAGUAGAUGAUCCAGCUCCACAUGUUGAACCAGUUCAAGUAGAUGAUCCUGUUAAUGAUGAUCCAGCUCCACAUGUUUAA